AUGGGUGGCUGCAUGUCGAGAGAGGCAUCGGAGGAGAUGGAACAGAGGAAAAAGAGUCAGGCAAUAGACAGGGAAAUCAUGGAUGACUCGCGGCGGUUAAGACGCGAAUGUAAAAUUCUGUUAUUAGGAUCUGGUGAGAGUGGAAAAUCGACCAUCGUGAAACAGAUGAAGAUUAUACACCAGAACGGAUACACAGUAGACGAAUUGCAACAUUACCGAUUAACGGUCUAUAAGAAUUUGGUCGACUGCGCGAAGGCUCUGAUAGACGCUAUGCGACAGUUCGAUAUUGUACCGGAGCAUGAAGCAAAUAAGGAACAUAUGGAAUUUUUGUAUACCUUCCAAGUGGAUCCGGAUCCGAACGUUCCUCUCGACCUUCACGUUAGCAAGGCUGUGGCCGCGUUAUGGGACGACCCGGCGGUUCCUUCCGUACUAGAACACCAGAGCGAAUUUUACAUUAUGGAUUCGGCACCAUAUUUCUUUGCCGAAGCUGCACGGAUAGGUUCGCCAGAAUACAUUCCUUCGGAAGCGGAUGUACUACGCGCUAGAACAAAAACCACUGGUAUCUACGAAACGCGAUUUACUAUGGGACAGUUAAAUAUUCACAUGUUUGAUGUCGGUGGUCAGAGAAGCGAAAGGAAGAAGUGGAUUCACUGCUUCGAAUCAGUUACAUCUAUCAUUUUCUGUGUCGCAUUGAGCGAAUACGACCAAGUUCUAUUAGAGGAACAGAACCAGAACCGAAUGUUGGAAUCACUGGUACUAUUCGAUUCAGUCGUCAACAGCCGAUGGUUUGUUCGAACAAGUAUCAUCCUUUUCUUAAACAAGGUGGAUCUGUUCAGGCAAAAGCUGCCGCGGACUCCAUUAUCGAAUUACUUCCCCGACUACUCGGGUGGCCCGGAUGUCAAUAGAGCCGCGAAGUACCUGCUCUGGAGAUUCAACCAAGUCAAUCGUGCACACCUAAAUCUAUACCCUCAUCUUACGCAAGCCACCGAUACAUCUAAUAUCAGAUUGGUAUUUGCUGCAGUCAAGGAGACGAUCCUCCAGAAUGCCCUCAAGGACUCCGGUAUAUUAUAA
This is a messenger RNA of Orbilia oligospora ATCC 24927, 1071 nucleotides long. RefSeq lists its product as uncharacterized. The transcript has 7 exons. Bases 1 to 1071 code for a protein of 356 amino acids. Gene Ontology annotation, molecular function: GTP binding; GTPase activity; G protein-coupled receptor binding. NCBI's taxonomy places the organism in Eukaryota, Fungi, Ascomycota, Orbiliomycetes, Orbiliales, Orbiliaceae. Gene Ontology annotation, cellular component: heterotrimeric G-protein complex. Gene Ontology annotation, biological process: adenylate cyclase-activating G protein-coupled receptor signaling pathway. The record is from RefSeq and is a predicted model, not a curated record.